AUGGCUGGCAAAAAGAACCUUUCGGGAGUAUGCCGCAAAUCGUGCACUCAGCCAGUACGAUCAUAUCCUUUUCAUUCUGGUACAGUUGCUCUGCGAGAAAUCCGAAAACAACAACAGUCUACUGAACUGCUCAUUCCUCGAUCCAGAUUCGAACGAUUGGUAAAGGAAUUGGCACAAGACUUCGUGACUGACUUGAUAUUCCGAAAAGACGCCAUAGAUGCUCUCCAAGCAGCCGUCGAAGACUACUUGGUUGAAUUAUUUCGACUAGGAAACUUAUGUGCCAUAAAAUGCAAAAGAGUCACAAUUGAAGCUGAUAAUUUGAAAUUUGCUAGGCGAAUAAGAGGAGAAGACGAAUAA
Caenorhabditis elegans is the source of this 357-nucleotide messenger RNA. It is a transcript of the gene F20D6.9, whose product is annotated as Histone H2A/H2B/H3 domain-containing protein. The transcript has a single exon. The coding region runs from base 1 to 357 and encodes 118 amino acids. NCBI's taxonomy places the organism in Eukaryota, Metazoa, Nematoda, Chromadorea, Rhabditida, Rhabditidae. Gene Ontology annotation, molecular function: DNA binding; protein heterodimerization activity; structural constituent of chromatin. Gene Ontology annotation, cellular component: nucleus; chromosome; nucleosome. The record is from RefSeq and is marked reviewed.